UAUUUGAUUUAAGUAAAGAGAAUGUAGAUUUAAGUAAAUAUGUUAAUGGCACCCACCAAGGAAAUAUUUGUUGAUUUUAAGAUAAUUUUUCUCUCAAUGUAGUGAUGAUGGACUACGGAAGGAAUAUAGAUGGAAAGUACAGAUGGCGGGAAGAAGGAACAGAAAGGGGAGGGCGAGAGGAGGAAUGUUAGUAGGAGUGAAGAAGGACUUAGGAGGGAUAAAGUUAGAGAAAGAGGAGGAGAAAAGGAAGGGAGGAUAAAAAGGGAAAUUAUCAGGGAAGGAUGUAAGUGGAUGAUUAUAGGAGUAUACAUAAAUGGGAAUAUAUAGAGGAAGCUAGAAGGGUUGAAAGAAUGGAUGCAGGAUAGAGAAGAAGGGAAGAAGGUGGUUAUAAGAGGAGACUUUAAUGCGAGGACGGAAGAGAGGGGUGGGUGGAGUGAGGGAGGAGCAAGGAGGGCGGAGGAGAUUAAAGGACGAAAAGGGGAAGUCAAGAAGUUGCUACAGGCAAUAGAAGAAAGAGGAUUCGUGAAUUGGAAUAAUAUCUUAUAAAUACACGAUGAGUGGUUCCCUUUAAUGAAAGAUAAAUAUGCUUUCUAAAAUAUUUCUUUUAGAACAUGGGGUUAGAGGAAAAUUCACAUUGAAUGAUCGUCUUCAAAUAGGAUAAAACAUGUCGACGGCAACAUAUACAAUCUGCCAAGCAAGGUAAAAGAUUUAUGACAAGAAAGCCGCCUGAAUUUUGCUUCUGAAAUCUCACUCGUCCUUUCAUCUUGUCCAACACACUCUCCAGCAUUUGAGGAGUGCAUCACGCAGAGUAGCACUUAGCGCGAGAAUUGCAGCCAAGCGAAAUCGAUCACAGUUUGUGAUCAGAUUUCUUCAUCAUCAUGGCAACUUUACAGGUGAUACCUUUUCUCCUAGCCACGGUAGUUCCGAGUAGCGAAGCAACCAACAGUUCUGUAUUCACAUUCAACGUGUCGAUACAUAUAAAACACGACGAGGUAAUGAACAAACUAAAUACGCCAUAUGACAAUACCCUGUUUAUCAUUGUCGUGUGUGAGUCGUCCUUGUUUCCUAAUCUGGAUUGUUUCAUCGAAAAAGUCGAGUUUAAUUAUAAAAAGGACUUUCCCAAUGACGACUUCGUUGUGCCUUUCAUCACCUACAAACGAACACAGUUCGUAAUAACACUCGAUAUGUACAAAGUGCAAUGUUACAUCGAUAUGCAAGAAAGCCCGAAUAAGUCGUUUCUGCGAGACAUCUGCGAGAUGGUCGGGGAUCAGCUGAAUAUCGGUACUGACAUAGUAACGCCGAAGGGAAAUUACUUUACAGCGAUGGAGAAUUCCGCCAUCGGCAAAUGCCUGACGUUUUACCAAGUCUACUAUCGACCUGGCUAUGUGUCCAACAACUUUUUGGAACAUGUCCGAACAUUCCACAUAUUAGGCAACAAGGAUUUCAAGCUUAUUCCACACCAUACUUUGCACGUUAGCAAAUAUAGAUAUAUGGACAGUUGCUCUCCGCCGCAUGAUUAUAUGUUGGGAAAAAUGUUCCGGCCCUACUACAUUCCAAAUUACUACGUCUCGAAGCUAGACAAAUCGCACUCUCGAAUGUCGUUCACUAUGCAUUCCUUUACUUCCAUGACAGAAAGGACAUUUGAAAUACGUAACAGCCUCAAAGAAGUUGCUGGAGUUAUUCAUGAGAGAAUUACACUCGAAUUAGCAUCGGUGGAAGAAAAAACAUGAUAAAGAAGAUAUUUUGUCCCUAUUACUUUUAGAUUGCUACGGUCUCAGGACGAUAUGUAAUAAUUUGUCACAAAUAUAUUAAUUGCUGUACAAGUA
Messenger RNA from Odontomachus brunneus, 1826 nucleotides. RefSeq lists its product as uncharacterized. The transcript has 4 exons. The record is from RefSeq and is a predicted model, not a curated record. Lineage: Eukaryota; Metazoa; Arthropoda; Insecta; Hymenoptera; Formicidae. Gene Ontology annotation, molecular function: lipid carrier activity. Gene Ontology annotation, biological process: lipid transport. Bases 879 to 1730 code for a protein of 283 amino acids.